Perca fluviatilis (European perch) is the source of this 1396-nucleotide messenger RNA. Its product is annotated as gap junction gamma-1 protein-like. The record is from RefSeq and is a predicted model, not a curated record. The coding region runs from base 145 to 1095 and encodes 316 amino acids. Lineage: Eukaryota; Metazoa; Chordata; Actinopteri; Perciformes; Percidae. The transcript is spliced from 3 exons. Gene Ontology annotation, biological process: cell communication. Gene Ontology annotation, cellular component: connexin complex.
AAACUAUUGCCGCUGCGUCGUCUCGUGCGUGAACUCAAGUGCAUUUCGGGAAAAAAAGAAUAGAAAUAUAGUCUCUAGAGAAUUCGCGCCUGUGGUUCUGCUGACUUGUGAUUAUGAGAGCUUCCCUUCUGCUGCAGAGGCUAAAUGAGUUGGGGUUUCCUUACACAGCUGUUGGAUGAGAUUUCCAACCACUCAACCUUCGUGGGCAAAAUCUGGCUGACAUUACUCAUCAUCUUUCGCAUAGUUUUAACUGCUGUCGGGGGCGAGGCAAUCUACUCUGAUGAACAGAGUAAUUUUGUGUGUAACACGCUCCAACCCGGUUGCGAAAAUGUUUGCUACGAUGCGUUUGCACCGCUGUCACACAUUCGCUUCUGGGCGUUUCAGGUCAUUAUCAUCGCCACGCCGACCAUCAUGUACCUGGGUUUCGCAAUGCAUAAGAUUGCACGCAUGGAGGACGAUGACUACCGGCCGCAAGAGCUAGAGGCAGAAAAGGAAACCAAAAAGCCCAGCAAAAAACACUUUGGAAAACGUGGCAUCAAGCGGGAUGGCCUGAUGAAGUUCUACGUUUUUCAGCUGCUGUUGCGUGCCAUCUUAGAGGCCUCGUUCCUGUUUGGACAGUACAUCCUUUACGGACUGGAGGUGGCCCCGGUGUACGUAUGCACGCACGCCCCUUGCCCAAACAAGGUGGAUUGCUUCGUCUCGCGCCCCACAGAGAAAACCACCUUCUUGCGUAUUAUGUACACCAUCAGCGCCCUGUGUCUGCUCUUCACCGUGUUGGAGAUUCUUCACCUCGGCGUCAGCGGUAUCCGGGACUGCUUUUGUGCACGGCGGCCUCAGCCUCGCACUGCCCAUCACCCAGAUCUGUCCAGCCAGAGGUCCUCCAUCUGCCGCCAGACAUCCGCACCUCCAGGCUCCCACACGGCUCUGAAGAAGGACCCGUCAGGGAAAAUGGGCUUCAGGGACAACGAGGGAGACUCGGGACGCGAGUCGUUUGGCGACGAGGCUUCAUCGCGGGAACUGGAGAGGCUGGGAAGACACCUGAAACUGGCUCAGCAGCGUCUGGACAUAGCAUAUGAGAAAGGUCUUUGUAUCUAAAAAGAGGAUCACACCAAGGGCCGGACACGUGCCUCACCGGCAGAGGGAGGGGCUCGUCGUGAAUUUUUUCCUCAUUUUUGUUAAGAUCAGUUCUUGUGGCCGUUUUGUAAAUGUGUUGCUUUUUCCGACAGAGUCUCAGAGUUGGCAAAUCUGUAUUUGUAUCAGUCUUUAUUCAAAAUGUGUGUCGGUGUCUAAAUUACCUCUACACAGACACACACACACACACACACACACACACACACACACACACACAGAGACACAGACACACACACAGAGACACGCACAACACACAGAGACACAG